UUGCCCCCUAUAGGUUGCAAUUAAUAUUGAACUUGGACAUAGUUUUUUUUUCUUGCCUGUAAUGUUUUUUUCAAGAAACGAAUCUUAAAAGUAAACUCACUGAUAACAGAAGUAAUUAAGACAACAGAAGCACCAAUGCGCGUUGUGGGGCUUAUAUGACAAAGAAGUCUGAGAGUCUAGUCUACACUGUUGUAACUCUUACUGUGGGAUGGACUAAGCACUCCCUGCCCUAUAAAAGAAAUGGAAGUGGCCGUUCUACUAUUUAGAACCUAUUAGGAGGUUAAGCGACUAUUUUGGAUUGCUCCAGCCUUAGCACAAUGCCGGAGACAACAAGUUUUAUGGAACAUGAAGGCCUGUUGCUGUCAGCUGAUGAGGUCGUAACUCCCAUAAAUCGACUAAUGCUCAAGAUUCAGAAAACUGUUUCAAUGGCGGUAACACAGGCCCGUCAGAGAAUUCUGCAAGGCUUUGUGGUGUUUUCUGUCACUUUCUUCUUACUUUGGAUUGCAGCCUUUUUAUAUGGAAGCUUCUACUACUCUUACAUGCCCAAAGCAGCUUAUUCUACCCCUGUGCACUAUUAUUACAGGUUUUAUCCAUUUAGAACAGACUGUGAAUCUCCAGAUUCUUUCAUGUGCUCAUACCCUGUGGCAAACAUCUCUUUAAUGAAGAACAAGAAGCAUGUCUUAACAUUUGGGCAAGCCUAUCGACUAUCUCUGCAGCUGGAAAUGCCUGAGUCUCCAGUCAAUCAGGACCUUGGGAUGUUUAUGGUUAGAGCUACUUGUUUUUCACAAGAUGGAGGGCAGGUUGCCUCAUCUUCCCGUGCUCUGUCUGCCUCCAGUUCCCAUUUUGGAAUCCUGCGAUACCGAUCAGAAUUGGUAAGGACUUUGGAGACACUCCUUCUACUUCCUGCAUUUUUGACAGCAACCACUGAGCAGAAACAGGUGCUUGAGGUGGAGCUCUUCUCAGAAUACACCGAUGACCCAUACGCUCCCUCAGAUACUGCCAUUAUUGAGAUCUUGUCCAACAAGGUGCAGAUCUACUCCUCUCGGCUUCUCAUUCAUGCUCACUUCACUGGUUUAAGAUAUUUGCUGUUUAACUUCCCACUCAUCUCAGCAGUGGUGGGUGUCUCCAGUAACUUUAUCUUUCUAAGUGCUCUUUUUGUCUUAAGUUAUAUGAGACAGAUGUUGAAACUGAGGCAAAAACCUGAGGAGCUUACAUCCAACAGUCUACCAGCACUGCAGUGAGCGGGAGAGGAAGAAUGUAGUAGAGAUAAGAAAAUACGUAUUAAAAAUUUUGUGUUUCUAAUAUUAGAUUUCAUGUUACAUACAUUUAUAAAACAAUGCAUUUUUUCAGGUUCAACUGAGCAAAUAGACAGAAACAUACAUAGCAUUGUUGUUUUCCUUCUGUAUAUUUUUAAUCCUAAUGUUAUCGUAAUCUUGUAUUUUUUUUUCUUGUAUUUUUUUUCUCCCAAUUGAAAUUGCAGUUUUCUGUACUAUAGUGCUAUAAAACU
Molecule: messenger RNA, 1507 nt
Organism: Boleophthalmus pectinirostris (great blue-spotted mudskipper)
Lineage: Eukaryota; Metazoa; Chordata; Actinopteri; Gobiiformes; Gobiidae
Product: seipin-like
Exons: 9
Coding region: 318-1241 (307 amino acids)
Biological process (GO): lipid storage; lipid droplet organization
Cellular component (GO): endoplasmic reticulum membrane
Source: RefSeq, a predicted model, not a curated record